AUGGCAAAUUAUCUUGAUUUUUCGGAUAGGCACAGAGAUUUAGAAAACUCCAAACUUCGAGUUUAUGCUAAAACUGCGGUACAUAGCAGUGUUGUUCAUAAAAUGCUUGUUUGUGCUUUAAGGGGCAAGGAACGUAAGGACGUUGUUUUCUCAAAGGAAACGGUGUUAGAACUUUUAGAGAUAACACAGGAAGGUGAUCUGAUUUCUAUUAUUGAACAACCCGUGUUUGGCACGAUAAAGGAUUUAGCUGUCCUCCGUUGUCACUUUUCGAGUCCUUUACUAUUUGAUCCGGUUAAUGGAACUGCACAAAUGCAUCUUGGAGAUGAUAUAUCUGAAUUACAGCAUCUUAGAGUGAUACCAGGGCAAGAUGUUCUAGUUUGUUUGUCCGAUUCUGGAGUUUUAUCAUUUAUAGCAUAUACAGAAUGUCCUUCAGCGAAUAUGCAUUUUAAUGAAGGCCAACAUAGUGUUCAUAAAGGGAAAAAAAAGGCUGCUACUCCAGUAAUUGGAUCAUGUGUUGAAACGUCUAGAAAGACUGGGAAGUUUCAAAUAAUAAAAGAGAUUCCUUUGUCGCAACCUGGUUUUGACUAUCAAAAACUUGGCCGAUUAGUGUGCAUAGAUCCUUCUGGUUGUCUUAUUGCUGUGGCUGCAUGGCAGAAUAUAUUCCAAUUGUUUUCAUUACAUCGUGGUCCAAAAGUCUCUUUUGAUCAAAUAAGUCAGACAAAAGAAUAUCCACAAAGCGGAAUAAUAUGUAGUAUGACAUUUUUAUAUCCAUCAGAUAAGACGCGAAUCCUAUUGGCAAUGACCGUAUAUGACGAUUUAGAUAAGCAAACUAGCAUUGUAAUAUAUCAAUUUUGGGCAGAAGACGCUCCUGAAAGAAAUAUAACUUCAUUUUCUAAAUUACUUUUACGCAAAGACGAACCACCUCCAUUACAUCUUAUACCUCUUCCGAAUUAUCCUGAAUGUUUUUUGCUAGUUAAUGUGCGAAUUAUUGAACGUGAAACUUGUUUUAUUCAAGCAAAACGAAUUAUGAAUGGAAUUACUGAUUUUUAUCGAGAACCAUUACCUUUUCCCGAAUUUCUUAUGACUGCGUUCGCUUAUCCUGCGGAUGCAUUUGUGUCGAAACAUUCGUCUCAACAAUAUGUUUACGCCGGUAAAGAAAAUGGUGACUUCUAUCGAAUUGACAUAAUUUCAGACGUCCAGAUCGUGUAUACCCUUUUGCAGAAGGGAUUAAAUUCAAUUGGAACCGCUAUGUCCGUGCUAUGCUUUGACCCUAAUGUUGGGGAAUUUGUCAUUAUAAGCGGGGAAAUGAGCGAUGGUGCAGUUGUCCUUGUUUGUCCGGAUUCCAAGACAAAAAUAACUUGUGAUAUACCCAAUUGGGCACCAAUAUUAGAUUUCCAAAUGCUGGAUCUCCAUCAAGAGCGUCAUGAUGUUAUUUUUACUUGUAGCGGACGUGAUAAAUACGGUUCUAUUCGAGAAUUAAGAAAAGCUGUCGGUGUCAAUGUAAUAACACGAACGGGACCUGAUUUUCAUGGAGUCAAUGCGCUUUGGAAUUUAAAGUACAGUAAUGAUGAUAAAGCUGAUUCUUUCUUGGCUCUGUCAUAUGCCAAUUCUACGCGUCUAAUGAAUGUUAGUCAGGGGGAAUUACAUGAUAUUAGUGAAUACAGUGGGCUUGAUUUGGAAGUGAGCUCCUUAUGCGUCGCUUCUUUUGGUUCCGCUCCCGGUUUUGUAGUUCAAAUCCAUCGUUUAGAAAUUGUUGUAUCUAAACCUAAUGUAGGAUUGGAAGCUAUGGUUGAAAAUACAUAUGUCACUUCAAGCCGGUGGACGCCACCCGAAAACACAGUCAUUGAUGUUGCUGCGGUAUAUGAUUCGAUCGUCGUUAUUGGCUUAUCAACCGUCAACGGAAGCAUCAUCAUCCUCCUUCGCUUAGAUCUCGAUGAUAUCACUUUUUCAUUUGACUCAAGUGCUCUUGUGCCUUAUCCUCUCUGUGUUAUUGGGACGUUUAAGCAAAGUAUUAAGUUCUUAUCAUUAAAUCCAGAUAAUUAUUUAGAAAUGUUACAUGAGGAGCUUUUGGUGGAUUAUUCUAUUAUGAAAGUCAACAUACCUGAGUCUGCAUGUUUUAUUGGAAGUAUAGAGAAACCGUUCUUCUUAGUUGGACUUAGGGAGGGUACAGUCAUUUAUUAUCAAUGGUCUUGGUCUUUAGCUGAGAACAAACCACAUCUCGCAAACCCGGUGGUCAGACGAAUUGGCACAUUACCUGUCAAGUUUAUUGUACCUGAUUCAAGUCAAACAGCAUUCAUUGGAGAACAAAGCGAUUCCAACACUGUGCUGGCAUUAUCGGACAGACCCUGGCAUAUAGAGCAUUCACAUCAUACCGGAUUGAAUUUUGUAUGCGUGGCAUUUGAGCAUUAUGAGCAUGUGCAAGAUGCCACAGUUUUCCGUUAUGCUGAUUUAUCACAGGGUUAUAUGUUUAUUUCGCAAAACUGUCUCAAUUUCGUACAAUUAAAUAAUUUCACAAAAAACAAUAUAAGAACGAUACCUGUACUAGACACACCACGUAGAUUGUUUUAUGAUGAUUUCAAUAAAUUAUUAGUAGUCGCAUGCACAAGUUGUAAAGAUGACUCUCUCAUUUCUGUUUUAAAACUUAUCGAUCCAGUAAAUGGAGAUAUCAUACACGAAUUUAAAAUGCAGGAUGAAGACUAUCCUGACAACUUUGAAGCAGUUUAUUCAAUCACAGGAUGGCAGUUCACAAUUGAAAGACAAGAAUAUCGUUGGAUAUGCGUUGGGAUUGGUGUACAUGAUGCAGAAGAAAGGCAUAUGAUCGGGAAAAUUGCGCCCACAGGGGGGCGGCUUAUGAUUUUUUUGAUAAAAAAAACACCGGUUGUCCAAGGCUCUGGAUUUAAAUAUGAAUUACGGAAAAUCAACGAGAUUGAUGUUAAUGGAGCUGUUCAUGCAAUAUGCCCAUUGAGUGAGACAUUAAAAAAGGUUCAUAGUAAGGAACUUCGGUGGCCUAUUUUGUCAAUAAAUGCUUAUGGAAAUCGAAUAUGCGUUGGAACGCAAAAAGGAUCUCUGACAUUUUAUGAUUUUAAUCCUGAGAAAGAACUUGAACCAUUUACUUUCUUAAAAACAGAAAGAUUGACACGUUUAAUUUCCGAUUCAAUUAUGCUAAACGAAAAUUUGGCAGUUGGGGCUGAUAAAUGUGGAAAUAUAUUCGGUUUAUUAUAUAAUAAAGAUGAUCCAAGUAUUGAACCAUGUUUGGAACCAGUUUUUUCAUUUCAUGAAGCUGAAAUUGUUUCACGGUUACGUGUUGGAUAUCUCGGCUAUCGAACGGAAACGAUAAAUAAGCUCUCAGAAGCGUCGUCGGACCACAAUUCUGAAGUCAAAGCGCUUGAUGAUUUGGGAUGGGAUAUAAACCAUGAUCUUACAUAUCCAGUUGCAACAAUAAUUGGUUGUUCUCUUCUUGGAAGUGUACUUCUUUUCAUGCGAAUCAGUAUAAAAUCAUAUCAGCUUUUGUCUGCUUUACAAUCCGUUCUUGAAAAAUGGCCGUCGACACGUAAUAAUAACGUAAGAUUUAGAUCAGAUAGUAAUAAGACCAACUCUAUCAACGUUAUUAUUGAUGGCGAUAUGGUAUCCCAAUUUUUACGUUUGUCUCGAUAUGAACAACUUAGAGUUAUUGAGCACAACCCGGAAUUAAUCAAGGCUGGGUCAACUUUUAUUCAUGGGGAUAAAUUUGAGUCAUACGAAUAUGAAAAACAAACACGAGACACUUUAGAAUAUCCUUAUGAUAUGGAAGAUCAACCCAUGACUCCAGAACAUGAAGAUGACGAUAUGUAUAUUGAAGACGUACAUGAUUUUGAUGAUACUUUAGAUAUGAUUAGAGAAACGAAAUUUUAUAGAGAUAAUGUUAGAUCGGUCUCGGUAGAAGAAAUAGUAGAAGCCCUGCAGCUCGUAUUGUCGGAGUUAAAUAUGCAGGUUUCAUGA
Molecule: messenger RNA, 3978 nt
Organism: Dentiscutata erythropus
Lineage: Eukaryota; Fungi; Glomeromycota; Glomeromycetes; Diversisporales; Gigasporaceae
Source: the annotation of a GenBank genome assembly